AUGCCCAAAAAUCGAAACAAACUGCUCAAACCAGAUCCUGAAGCAGACACUGAGUCCUCAUCUCAAGAGACAUUAUCUAAGGAUGUUGGUCAGAAGUCAGAAAAAAUACAUGAACAAUCUCAAGACACGCUUAACCACUCCCAAGAAGACAUGAUGAGUAUGUUCGCAAGUGUUUGGGUCAAAGUCGAAGUGGAGGAGACUAGUAUGGAGGAUGAGCAAGAUGAGGAGACUGUGUCACCUAGAGAGUCACCUGUUCCUAGUGAUGCGACCACUCCAGAAGUAUUACCGGAAAAAAGAAAGCGAAAUCCGCCUCCAUCAACCUUAUACUGUGAACUAUGCAAUUAUUCUACAAAAUACAAGAACUGUCUAAAAGCUCAUAUAAUGGGCCAUGCUAUGAUAAAACCUUAUCCCUGCCCGUACUGUGACUACGGCACAAAAUUCAGACCCUCAUUACAGAGACACAUUCUAAUAAAACAUGCGGAAAAAAUGAAUGAGCACAAUAUAAAACCAGAAACUUUCAAAUGUGAAUACUGUGACUACACAACAAACUUCAAAUGGAAUUUGAAAGGCCACGUACGAAAGCACAAACCAGAAAAGCAAUACAAAUGCACAUACUGUGACUACGAGUCUGCAUACCGGCAUAACUUUUUGAAACAUAGCAAAACGCACACUCGUAAACAAAUUGAAAAGUUUAAGUGUGAUAAAUGCCCAUUUGAAACUAAAUUUGAAGGGCACAUUCAAAGACAUUUGGCUAAAAUACACCACGAAGUCAUGGAAGCAGCACACAAUUGUGACUUAUGCGAUUUCUCGACGCGUUUUAAAUGGAGAUUGAACAUCCACAGGCAGCGAAGCAAGCAUGAUAAUGUUAUCAAGUGCAGUUAUUGUCCUUUUGAAUCUUACUUUAUGUGUCAGUUUAAAAAACACAGAGAAUUACAUUAUUUGCAAAUAUAUGGAGGAAGCAAAAAGAAGUAUAAAGUACAGAAUGUAGAGAAGUCAACAGUCGAAAAUACAUUGCAAAACCAAAUUGAAGAGAGUAUUGAACAUUUUGACGCCAUGCAAAGUAUAGUUGAAAAUAAAAAUGAGGAAUAUCAUUGCGAUGAUGAAAAACAAAGUGAAGAAAUGGAUAAGUUUGAAGAAUUUACUGAUAAAUUUAAAUGUGAUAAAUGCAAUUUUGAAACUAAAUUCGAAGGACAUAUCGCCCGGCAUCUGUCUAGGACACACAAUGUACUUUUGAACCAAGAGUUUCGAUGUGAUUUCUGCGAUUAUUCUACAAAAUUGAAAUGUAGACUAAAUAUUCAUUUACAGAAAAGUUUGCAGGAGCUGACAAUCAAGUGUCCGCACUGCGUAUUCGAGACUUACUAUUCGUGUCAAAUAAAAAAACACGCCUCUGUACAUUUUAACGAAAUUUUUGGCACACGACAACUCAUACAAUUUUCAAACAACACAGAAACAUCUCCAUAUGAACCCCAUCAAAAUACAACAAAUAUUCAUGAAAUGACUUCUGGACCUCAACAAAGCGAACUUCUAACUCAAGAAAGUACAGUCCACGCCAUCAAUGGUAAAAAAAAUAACAAAUACAAAUUGGAUGCCAACUCCAUAGACUGGCAUUCUAUUCAAGUUUUGGAAUCGGACAAUAAGGAUAAACCUUUUCAGUGCCACAUGUGCGAUUACACAUCAAAAUUCAAAGCUUCCGUUCAAAGACAUUUCCAACGUUUACACACGGGCUCACAGAACCGACCAUACAAAUGUGUAAACUGUGAUUUCUCCACUAAAACAAAAGAUCAAAUCGCUUUACACAAUAAACGCAGUCAAUCGGACACAAUUCUCACAUGCAAAAUCUGUCCGUUCACAACAACUUACAAAUGCCAACACGUUACUCAUCAGAGAAGUCAUUAUAUAAACAAAUGUAAUUUAUGUAGUUAUUCGUGUAGGCAUAAGUACGAAUUAAUAAAGCAUUUCUCAUCAUUUCACUUAGGUAACAGUAUCAAAUGCCAAUAUUGCGACUACAGGGCAGCCCGGAAAGAAAGUAUACUAUGUCAUGAAACAAUACACACUGGACAGAAGCCAUACAAAUGUGACAUUUGCGAAUACCAAACUGUGAGACGUUGCUUACUUGAUUUACAUAAGAAACGACAUCACUACGUACAAACAGAUGUCACCGUUGUCAGUCGAGACAAACUUAACACCCUGAAAGUUAUUGAAGAUUUCAAAGACGUGGAAAAUAUGAUGAAUAGUGAUGAUUAUGCCUGUAAAUAAUGAACUUUAAGCCAAAUUGCAAAUUGAUGUUACGUAAACGUGUAGUUUAAAGUAUGUACAAGGUUUAUGUACUUGUAAAUUAUGGCCUUCCGGAAAGGUCUUUUUUUAGUAACCAAAAGAGGUUACUAGGAAAGGCGUGUAAGCUUGUGCAAAAUUAAACCAUAUAUAUCAUAGGAUUUACGAUAUGUUUCCAGUAACCGAUAGCGAGAUUAUCACCGCUACAUUGUAAAUUCUAUCCUAUAUUGAAUGCAUUUAGUGCUUAAUUUUAUAUUAUGGCAAUGAUUUCUUAUCCUUGUUUUUGAUUUUUAGUUUCUAAGAUACGUGUUAUGUUAUACCUUUUCCGUGAGUUUAUAAGAAGGCGCUGAUCAUCCGAUAAAAUAUUUAUACGGCAAAUUGUGCAGGCUCUACCGGUCAUAACAACGGUUCUGCUUGUCAGUUUUCUAUCGGAUGCAUUUUGGAGAGUGUGCGCAGGAACUGCGCAACAUAGUUCCACCUUCACCACUGCUUUUGGUCGACUAGAAAGUACGGUACACUCCAUUCUUAUGUCGAUGAUUGAUCGAUGAUGACCGAUUCGAAAGAAAGACAGAGCCGAUAAUCGAUGAGGGAAGCUAGUUCUUGAGUGGAGACCACGGCUCGGCAAGCGUAGUGCCUACACUACGCUUGCCGAGUCACUCCAUGACGAUCAGCGAAAGGCUUCUGGCAGCAGAAGGAUGCGACAAACUGAGGAUCGGGCGAAAUGGCACACAUUGGGAAAGGCUUAUGUGCAGCAGUCGAUUGCAAUAGGCUGGGGAUAAUGAAACUCAUAUCAUUUGUUACAUCGUGGCUUAACAUGAUGUGGCCAAACGUGUCUAUCCAAUUCCGCGCUUCAUUUAUAUGGCGAACUGCUGAGUUGCCGUAACUUGAGCCUAUUCAAAGCGAGAGUGAAUAGGCAUUAUUUAGUGUGCAUGCUGAGCCUUUUCAAGGCGAGAGCGAAUAGGCAUUAUUUAGUGUGCAUGCUCCAUCGUUGACAUUAUCGACACUUUCUGACGGAGCCCCUAACGGUCACAAAAAGAACCAAAAUUUGCCGCGUAAAUUAUUAUUAGUAGAGCAAAUACAAACGGCUUUAUAAACUCAUGGCAGAUGUAACGAAAGUAAUUUUGUCCUUUUUCAACUACUACAGUGUGAAAGAGGUGACAAUAUAUUUUAGUUAAACCAAGUAGAGAACCUCAUAGAGAAUCGACGGCAUUAAAUAUUUUAUAUCUCAUUAGCGUGACCUAGAUUCUCUAAGACGAAUUAAAUAGGCAUUAAUGUCAUACGGGCAUGCCAUUAACGUGUAAGCUAGUUACCUCAUUAUCUUCCUAAUACGGGCAUACAGGUGUGCCAUAAGAUUGUGUAUUUUGGCCUUAAAAAGUUGUAACUCUUUAAUUCAAAAGAGAAAGCAAGAUUUUUAGAAAAAUCUGACAAUCGACUAAUUAAGAGUGAGUAUUGUGGUCUUUAUAAGAUACGUAGAAUCACUGUCCCCGUGCAAGCGGUAAAUACUUCCCUGUCAGCAGUUUGCAUAUGGAUGGGCAAGCCGGGUUGUUAGUCUUGUUUAAAUCGGGUUGAAACUCAUUAAUGCCCAAAAUCAAGGGCAAAAAAAUAUCUACAACUAAAUAUUUGUUGUAAAUAGAGUUUCGUUCAAAUUAUAAUAAUAACGUACACACUCAACAUAACCCCGCACUAGGGUAACCCUGUGUCGCGGGUGCCAUGGACA
Hyposmocoma kahamanoa is the source of this 3988-nucleotide messenger RNA. RefSeq names its product zinc finger protein 845-like. Gene Ontology annotation, biological process: regulation of transcription by RNA polymerase II. The transcript is spliced from 2 exons. Gene Ontology annotation, molecular function: RNA polymerase II transcription regulatory region sequence-specific DNA binding; DNA-binding transcription factor activity, RNA polymerase II-specific. The coding region runs from base 1 to 2256 and encodes 751 amino acids. Gene Ontology annotation, cellular component: nucleus. The record is from RefSeq and is a predicted model, not a curated record. Lineage: Eukaryota; Metazoa; Arthropoda; Insecta; Lepidoptera; Cosmopterigidae.